AACACACACGCGCGGCGUCAUGAGGCUCCCGCUUUUAUUUUUGUUUACAAUCGUUCUUAUACAAUACGGUGAUUGCCGGAUCGCGUGGUGGUCAAAUUUCGUCGACAUGUGGAACGAAAAAACAACACAGAUGAAGAAUUAUGUGCAGGACAAAGGACGCAGUUUCGUAAAUUACUUUGAAGGUGUACAAAAUAAAGUGACUUCUUAUUUUAAACCUUCGCGUUCGGCUUCCGGAAGGAAAUUGGACGUGACAACCACAACAGAAGAAUAUAUUAAUGGCAGGUUUGAAAUUUACUUAAAUGAAGCGGAUAUUUCUGACUCUGAGUUGUUUGAAGUUAUUGCUCCACCUGUUAUUCAAUAUAAUUGCACGUCCGAUGAUCCAAUGAUUCAUAUGACGACGCCUCAAUUAAUAGCUCUUCAUGGAUACCCCGCCGAGUCCCAUAUGGUCAUUACUGCCGAUGGAUACAUCCUCACGGUGCACAGAAUUCCUCAUGCCAAAGUGGGUAAUGGGAGCAAAAGUAUUGAAAUUCCUCGAAAGACUGUUCUUUUGCAUCACGGUUUACUCGGCAGCUCUGCAGACUGGAUAAUUGCGGGCCCGGAAAAAGGUCUGGCAUAUAUUUUGUCUAACGCCGGUUAUGAUGUUUGGAUGGCGAAUGUCAGAGGGAACACAUAUUCGAGAGCUCAUAUAACUUUAAAUUCGGAAUGCCGGGCUUUUUGGAACUUCACAUUCCACGAGGUCAGUCAACACGACUUGCCAGCUGUGAUCGAUUAUAUAAUGGAGACCAAAGGAUGGGACGCCAAGCUCAAUUAUAUUGGACAUUCAAUGGGCACGUCAGUUUUAUUCGCUCUGCUGUCAACUAAAACCCAUUACAAUAAAGUUUUAAGAGCAGGCUACGCACUUGCGCCUGUAGCUUACAUGACGGAGAUUAGAAGUCCGAUAAGAAUGCUGGCCAGAUUCGCCGAUGACAUUGACUAUUUACUCAGUCUUCUUGGCCAGAAUGAGUUUCUGCCGCAGAACUCUGUCUUGCGAUGGCUGUCGAAGCACGCUUGCGAAAUAAAUCACUUCGAAGAAGCUAUUUGUGAAAAUACCUUGUUUAUGCUUUGCGGGCAUGAUGAAAAGCAAUUCAACAGGACGCUGUUGCCUCUCAUUUUGGGCCACGUACCAGCAGGCGCUUCAACGAAGACUCUUGUCCACUACGCCCAAGAGAUUCGCAACAAAGGCCAAUUCCAAAUGUUUGACUUCGGCCACGACGGAAAUAAGAGACAGUACGGGACUCCAACGCCUCCUCAGUAUCCUCUUGAGAAGAUCACUUUGCCAAUCGCCCUGCUAGGUGCGCAGAACGAUUGGCUGGCCAGCACCGUUGAUGUCACAAGUCUAUAUAACCAACUACCUAACCCCAUUGAGAACUAUGUAGUGCCUUUGAAAGAGUUCAAUCAUGUCGAUUUUCUGUGGGCAAUAGAUGCGCCUAAACUAGUGUACAACAAGUUAUUAGACCUCUUAGAAAAAGGAGGUAAUAAAUAUCCUGACGUAGACGUAGAAAUCAUAAUGGACUAGACAAAACAAUUCAAAAUCGCUCUCCUUCUUGACGCGACUGGCAAAUCAUAUUACUUUUUGGCAACCGGGUUUUUUAACCUAAUUAACCCCCGCUGAAUCCGAAUUUGCCGGUUGCCCGAUCGAAAUCUUGAGCGGAAGUGAGAUAUUUGAUAUUAAAGGUCCCUUUUUUAGUUUUUCGUAAAUAACUCUUGAACGGUAGCGCAUAGCAAAAAAUAUUCUAUUACAUAAGCAAUCUGCAUUUAAUUGCCUACAAGAAAGAUUCAGUACAAUUUUUCGCUAGGAUCAAUAUUCAAAGAGAUAUUACCGCGGGAAAUUUAAUUAUAAUCACUUCUAAGGUCCUAAGGUAAGGGACCUUUAAUAUCAAAUAUCUCACUUCCGGUCAAGAAUUCGAUUAAGCAACCGGCAAAUUGGGAUUCAGCGGGGUCCAAUUAGGUUAAAAAACCUGGUUGCCAUAAAGUAAUAUGAUUUGCCAGUCGCAUCAAGAAGGAGAGCGAUUUUGAUUUUUUUGUAACUACUUAAUGAAGUUGAUACGGUUAGCUUUUAUUUGGUCCGCGCAUUUGUAGACAAAUUUUAGAUAAGAGUUGAUAAAAUUUGCUUUAGUGAAGGGAAGUGAGAUAACUUUAUAUUUUAAAAUGAAUGUGAGAUUAGCUGUAAUAUUAUGCUUAGUAAUAAAGUACAUAUUAUCUUUCUACAA
Messenger RNA from Cydia fagiglandana, 2249 nucleotides. RefSeq names its product lipase 3-like. The transcript has a single exon. NCBI's taxonomy places the organism in Eukaryota, Metazoa, Arthropoda, Insecta, Lepidoptera, Tortricidae. The record is from RefSeq and is a predicted model, not a curated record. The coding region runs from base 20 to 1555 and encodes 511 amino acids. Gene Ontology annotation, biological process: lipid metabolic process.